Ilex paraguariensis (yerba mate) is the source of this 561-nucleotide messenger RNA. The record is from the annotation of a GenBank genome assembly. NCBI's taxonomy places the organism in Eukaryota, Viridiplantae, Streptophyta, Magnoliopsida, Aquifoliales, Aquifoliaceae.
AUGGCACCAAAAAGUCGUCAAAGCUUCCAACUGUCGGCGUUACCAGUAGCCAUGUUUGCACAUUUGGUAGCCAUAGCUGUGAUGGCUCUUCUUCUUGUUUGGCUCCUGCACUUCCGGGACGGUGCACCCAUUGUUAAUGGUGAUUGGGUUUAUCUUAAUAGCAGGGGAAGCUAUAAUGGCAUACAAGACUGUACCAGCAACAAGAAAGUUUUCAAGUUUCACAAUGAGCUGGGAAUUCCAGAUAUGUACACCUUGCAUUCCUGGCUGGGAUUGUCCACCAUCUGCCUGUUUGGUUUGCAGUUGCUCUUCGCAUUCUUCGCUUUCUUGUUCCCGGGUGCAGAAUGGUCGACAAGAGCUCGGCUCGCUCCGUGGCAUGUGUUUUUCGGCAUUGUCAUAUUCUUCAUGGCAAUUUUGUCUGCCGAGACCGGCUUGGUGGAGAAAUUUAUUUUCUUAAAGCUACAACGUGGUCAAGAAGCCCUAAUUGUGAACUUCACCGGACUGUUAAUACUUCUGUUUGGAAUAUCCGUUGGCCUUACUGUUCUCCUUCCACAACGUUAUUAA